Vitis riparia (riverbank grape) is the source of this 1534-nucleotide messenger RNA. RefSeq lists its product as uncharacterized. Lineage: Eukaryota; Viridiplantae; Streptophyta; Magnoliopsida; Vitales; Vitaceae. The record is from RefSeq and is a predicted model, not a curated record. The transcript is spliced from 2 exons. Bases 141 to 1136 code for a protein of 331 amino acids.
AACAAUGAUUCACCGGCCCAUCUCCUCCCCGAUAAACAAAGAAAACAUGGUCCCCCGAAUCCCAAAACGACGUCGUUUGGGAAAACACUAGUCCACGAAACACAGAUGUGAGGGAGAUCUGAAUUGGGAGUGACGAAGACAUGGCUUUAUCAUCGAAGGGAGGGGUGAGCACUGUUACAGUUCUCGUUCUUUCCAUCUCUGUCGCCGCCGUAUUCCUCUUCCUCCUCCUCUCCUCCCUCUACUCCUGCUCUUGCCCCAUCCCCCCCGCUCCUUCCUCCGUCGGCAGCGAUGUCGGUGAUGGUGGUGGUGGUGGUGGCCGCGGCGGCAGUGGGGCAUUUGAGGGUCGGAUAUCGACGAGUUCGGAGGAUGUGGAGUGGGUGAAAGGUCAGAUCAAAGUGAAUGGUUUGAGAAUGCAGGACAAUGUGCUGCGUAAGGGCAUCAAUCCUCGCACUCGCCAGCAGCAGCUCCAAGAUCUCAUUGAAUUCAAAGGCAUAUCUCACUAUGAAGAACCUGAAGAGGGCAACCAUACGGCACUCCCAUGUCCUGGUGAGCUACUUGUAGAAGAGCACCAUAGCAACUAUGGUGAGCCCUGGGCAGGUGGCCGAGAUGUGUUUGAGUUCAUUGCUGAGUCGGUACACCUCAGUCCUGACUCCCGUGUCCUCGAGAUUGGGUGUGGGACACUUCGUGUUGGCUUGCAUUUCAUUCGAUACCUGAACCCUGAGCACUACCACUGUCUAGAGAGGGAUGAGCUUUCCCUAAUGGCUGCAUUCAGGUAUGAGCUUCCUUCCCAAGGCCUGUUGUACAAGCGUCCUCUGAUUGUGAGAGGUGAAGAUAUGGAUUUUAGCAGGUUUGGAUCUGGAGUUGUGUAUGAUUUGAUAUAUGCUAGUGCUGUAUUUCUUCAUAUGCCUGAUAAGCUUGUUUGGGUUGGAUUGGAGAGGCUAGCAAAUAAAUUGAAACCUUAUGAAGGUCGGAUCUUUGUAUCACAUAAUAUAAAGUUCUGCUCGCGUUUGGGAGGAGAGGAGUGCACAAAGAGGCUUACAAGUUUAGGACUUGAGUAUGUUGCCAAGCAUACACAUGAUAGUUUACUCUUCAAUCAUUAUGAGAUUUGGUUUGAGUUCAGGAGGUCAAAAGCUUAGAGUUCUUUCAAUUUAGUCUUUUUGGGUUUAGUUAUUAGCGAUUUUGAAGCAAGCAAUGCAGCUGUCAGCUGAAAGUGGGCACAUGGUGUUGCUCUUUGUUGGUAUGGUGACAUUUUUUGGAAUGUUGGAUUUUCAAUGCUCUGUUGAUAUUUGUACGUGGAAGAAAGAAGGCUUACUCACUUGCAAAUUUUUUUAGAUGAAUCGUAAAUCUGGCAGGAAGUGGGGGCCCUGCUUUGUAUUUUUGACAUGAAAAUGAUUGUGUAACUAUUAUUUAGGUAUUUGAGAUUGAGUGCAAAUGAGGGGGCUUUGUGUUAUUUGAGACUGACACACCAUGUAAUGAGUAGUAUAUAUUUGGAAUUUGUUAAUUAGCUGCAGUACAGACAUUUUAUCUUGCCAUU